AUGGACUGUAACUGCGUCUCGGAUCUGCUCUUCACCCCGCCGGUGCCGGCACUCUGGACUCCGGGCUUUGCCUUCCCAGACUGGGCCUACAAGCCUGAGUCGUCCCCGGGCUCUCGGCAGAUCCAACUGUGGCAUUUCAUCUUGGAGCUGCUACAGAAGGAAGAAUACCAAGGUGUCAUCGCGUGGCAGGGGGACUACGGCGAGUUCGUCAUCAAGGACCCCGACGAGGUGGCGCGCCUGUGGGGCAUCCGCAAAUGCAAGCCCCACAUGAACUAUGACAAGCUGAGCCGGGCCCUGCGUUAUUACUAUAACAAACGCAUCCUUCACAAGACCAAAGGGAAGAGAUUCACAUACAAGUUCAACUUCAGCAAAGUCGUGCUGGUCAAUUACCCCCUGCUGGACGUGGCCGCAGCCCCUCUGCUGCUCACCCCAGGGCCCUUUGGAGGGGCAGCAGGGCCUGAUGGCCCUCCCCUCACUCCAGAGGCAUUACAGACCCUGUUCUCCACUCCACGCCUGGACCCAGGAAGCAGGACGCCCCUGUUUGCCCAACACCUGUCUGCCCCAGACACGGACAAACUCCGGCUGGAUGGGCCAUUUCCCUUCCUGGGCUCUGGUACUGCGGGCUAUUCGAAACCCCCUGCCCUCCUGAGCCCCUACGGCCGCACCUUUCCCGAGUAUCCCUGGAACUUUAACCCCUACUUGGCAAGCCCCUUCCCCAAGUUGCCUGCCUCCCUAUAUCCACCGCAUUUCUACCCCAACCCCCUGGCCGGAUCCUUGGGGCAGCUGCCCACAGGGCCUGGGGGAGGUGGCCCUGCCACAACACCCCUCCUGGCCGGCCCUACUGGCGAUGGACCUGGAUCGCAGCGCACAAGCCUGGCCCCAAGUGCCCGUCUGACUCUGCCCGGGACAGGGGUCCCCGAGGUUCCCUCUCUGGGGCCCAAAGAGGAAAGCGACUCUGAGUUGGAGGUGACUGAUGUCAGCGGCUGCAGCUCGGACAGCGAGGGUGAUGACGGCGCUCCAGGGCCCCCUGAGGGUCAGGGCAGCCGAGGUGGGGCAGGGAGCUGA
Molecule: messenger RNA, 1065 nt
Organism: Vombatus ursinus (common wombat)
Lineage: Eukaryota; Metazoa; Chordata; Mammalia; Diprotodontia; Vombatidae
Gene: ERFL
Product: ETS domain-containing transcription factor ERF
Exons: 5
Coding region: 1-1065 (354 amino acids)
Biological process (GO): regulation of transcription by RNA polymerase II; cell differentiation
Cellular component (GO): nucleus
Molecular function (GO): sequence-specific DNA binding; DNA-binding transcription factor activity, RNA polymerase II-specific
Source: RefSeq, a predicted model, not a curated record